This is a messenger RNA of Xyrichtys novacula (pearly razorfish), 5994 nucleotides long. NCBI's taxonomy places the organism in Eukaryota, Metazoa, Chordata, Actinopteri, Labriformes, Labridae. The record is from the annotation of a GenBank genome assembly.
AAACCAGUCUGACUGUAACUACAUGUCAACAUCACAACCAGGGGGGAGAAAAAUUUAUAUUCUGUGUAAUAAAUUUAUAAAGUUUGUCCACAGCUCCAUAGGGAUUGCUGCAGGAGGCAGGAUUUAUGACCUAUACUGCAGCCCGAGGGUGCUGUUCUCGCGGUGGCUUCACCCAGCAAGGAGGCAGACUCUGUCCAUUCUAUAUACUAUGGUAGGUACUUCCUUUAUACCCUCCAAAAACAAACACUAUUAUAUAAUUAACCUUAUUAUUUUCUUGGUUAAGUGGCAUAUCAAUAAAUGUAGAUAUAUUAAUAAAAAUCCUUGCUUUAUUUUUUUCAAAAAUGAAACCAAGCUGUAUAUUAAUACUAUUAAAAAUUCUAAGUUAUCAAGACCAUACAUUUAUGUACUUUAAUGUUUUUCUAUAAAGACUCCUGUUUUCCUAUAUGUGUUGAAUUGUCCUGUUCUGUUAAAUGCUCAAUAAAGUUUAUUUAAAAAAUAGUUAUUUGCCCUGUUAGUGGUUGGGCUGACGUUAAAUUAAUUAAAAAAAAAAAAAAAAGUUGAGCCACUUCAGCUAAAUCUGGUGUAGUUUGACCUCCACAACAGCAGGUGGCGUUACAUGUGCACACAUGAUUGUGCGAUCCGCCGUAAAACAAGAAGAAGAAAAAGAACAUCCAGACCGGUAGGGGGCAGUGCUCGGUGUUCGGCUGCGCUAUAAACUGACAACAAACGGAGGAAGUCAGACGGUAUCGUUUGUUGGAUAAAGCUCAUUUUUUCUUUUUAAGAUUUUACUUUAUUUUAUAAAGAUACCAAAGUCGCCUCUAUACUAUUCUCGCCUGGAUACUAUUCUAAAGUAACUCGUAUUCGGUCCCGUUAUUAAACAAAGUUGGUGUUAUUAAUAACAACCUUAAAUCCGUCUAAAAGAGAUUGCUAAUGCUAACUUUAGGUUUGUAAACUUCCGGUUUGAACAGAAAACAUUGAAAUGUCAUUAUUAGAUCUAUAGUAUUUAUAUUAACUUCAGUUUUCAGUCUCAGCAGUUUUAAUGGCUUCGUUCGGUUUUACUCGAGCAAAUGGACUAGAUGUUUUCAGUAUCGAGUCGAACCAGAACCAGUCCGGGUCCAGAACCAGCUCCUCAGUCAGCGGAGCGGAGGUCCGACAGUUCUACGAAAACCUGAUCCAAGAUGAGAGCCAGAAAGAGGGGUCCAGAAGAACCAGGAGCAGGAGAGGACCCUGCAGGGACCAGCAGAGAGUCCGGACUUCAGAGACGGACUCUGGGCCCCGAAGACCCCAAAGAGGAGGUCCAGACCUCCCAGAGAGGACCAUGGAGCUUCUGGGACUCAGACUUCUGCGCUGUGCCCAUGAGGGGGACAUCUCAGGCCUCAAAGACCUGCUGUCGAAGGGGGCUGACAUCAACUACCAGGUAACUUCCGGUUUACUGUCCAGGUGAGACAGCAGGUGAGGACCUGUUGGACUUGGAUCUGGGUUUUAAGUUCUCGUGGUCUUUCUCCCCUCCAGGAUACUUUCUUCUGGACCGCAGUGAUGUGUGCGAGCUGGUCCUGUCAGAGAGCCGCAGUCAGGCUUCUGCUCCAGCGUGGAGCCGCCUGGGUCGGAGUGGUCGACACUCAGGGCAGAGAUGCCAGAGACCUGGCUCUGGAAGGUACGAGUGUGAGGUUUUUAUUUCAGCACCAAGUUUCUGUGAUGUUGUGAGACGAAGAGUCAGAAUCAGAAAACUGCUUUUCAUUACAGCAACUCCAGUGCAAAUAAGGAGAAAUAAUCAUAAAAUAAUAAGUAAAAAUAAAGAGAUAAUAUGUAAGGAUGUACACUAUAUACAACACAACAUAGUAAAAUAAAAUAGUAAUGAAUAAACUCACUUUUUGUCUGUCUGCCAGCGGGCCACAGCGAGGUGGUGGAGGAGUUGGAGAGUUACGGGAGAAGCCCACAGACAGAAACCCAACCUGACAGCAGGUGAGUGUCGCCUUCUCCAAACCUCAGUGAGUUUCCUGCUCUGUCACGUAGAACAAGUGGAACAGAUGGAAAAGGAACAUGCUUGUGUAUUAAGGUUAUGGAGCACGAGCGUUGUCUAAGCAUGACCCUGUUUAAAAAGCCGUACAGAGAGGAGGAGCUUUAAAGAUCGGGUGUUUUCAUAAAUAAUAAGUGUACUUAUUAAUUCUAUUUAUGUUCUAUUUUCUUGUUAAUAUAAUGUAAAUAUGCCAGAGACUGACUGUUUUUUGAGUAAAGGAGAAGGUGUAGGUUAUUAAAAAGCAUAAUGCUUCAUCCUCCUCCUUUUUUUAUGUUGAGUUUGAAAUAUAUAUAUAUUUUAUUUAACUUUUUUGCUUUGGUUAUUGUUAUUGUUGUUUUGAAUAUUUUCACUGGUUUUGUUUGUUUUCAGUUUACUUUCCUGUGUUGCACAAACAUGUUUGAAAAAAACAAAUAAAUGAAAAAUGUGAGUGUGUAAGACGACCAAAGAAGUGUGGACAUCAAAUCCACCUGAAGGUCCAGUAUGAGGUUGUGUUUGAUCUGAGACAGAGUAAGAGGUGAGGAAAGGUGCUAACGGAGGAGGGGUGCAUGCAGAUGAAGAGGGACAUAAAAGGAACGUUUCUGAAUUAGAAAAAAGAAAAACAUACAGGGAAACAGGAUCGUGACAUUUUGAAAAUGUUCUUAUGUGUAAAUAAUAUAAUUAAGAAUAAAUAAUCCUGUCUUACUUGCUGGACUUUAGGACAGACCUGGAAAAAAAGAGCAGUGAACUGGUCCUUUAACGUUCUCCUGUUGCUUCUGUUUGUUUUGUCGGCAGCGUCUCUCAGCUCCAGUGGUGCGGUGUGUGUCGUAGUGAGUACAGCGGCAGUCAGUCGUCACAUCUCUCCUCCACUCUACAUCAGUUCAGUCUACGACGCCCCUCACCUACGCCCUACUACUGCCUCCCCCCCUCCAGCAACAGCUACAAGAUGAUGGUUCGGAGCGGCUGGAAACCAGGGACAGGGCUGGGGCCUGAGGGAGAGGGUCCGAGACAACCGGUCCCUACGGUGCUGAAGAGAGACCAGGAAGGUCUGGGGUAUGGACAGGUGAAAAGAGCGAAAGUAACCCACUUUAAAGCCAGGGACCGUGAAGCAGUUAAACCUCCAUCAAAAGACAAGGAGGGAGGAGGAAGGAAAGGACAGAGGAAAGAAGAAAGGAGGAAGGAGAGGAAGGAUAAAAACUGGGAGAGAGAUUUUCGUGCCUCUUUUUAUACUUGACUCACUUAUCCAAAGGUGAUCAGCAAACAUUAAACCGGUUUCUAAAGGAGAUAUUUGGACGUGUUUUUCCAUCAGUUGUAUUAGUGUGUUCGUGAACUUCCUGUUGAUCUCCAAACUGAGUCAAAGGGUGACGGUAAUCUAGUUUAUCUGGAGGCAGAGAAACUUGAUCAGAGAUCUGGAGCUGAAUUCUGCUGAGUGAUCGCCGAGGUUUGUCCAGAAUUUCGCUCCCGUUCAUAAAAGUAGGUUGAUGUUAUGUAACCUAUCUCUUUGUAGGAGCUCCAGAUACCGUCUCACCUACAUUAGCACACCUGCACACAUGUGACUGAUGAGUCACAUGUUUAUGCCGUGCUGCUGGAUCAGCAUACCGCUCAUGUUUUCACUUCCUUUAGUAUUUAGUCAAAGUCAAACUCCCUGCAGUCGUUUACAGAGACGUAUUUUCAAAGUGAGCGUUCCCUCGGGCGACUUUUCAAGGUCCAAACAGUUUCAGCAUUUUAGUAAAAACAGCUAAACAGAGGUCCUCAGCCCCCCCAUAACACGACGUGGUCCAGACUGUCCUAAGUCCAGGCGAAAGAGCAAAGGUGGCCAUCCUCAAGACUUGACGACAUCUGUCACCAGAGUGUGUCUGUGUCGGUUAUAAUAACAUGUUCAUUAGCUCUGGUUUAUACACCCUCCAGUUUAAACCUCAGAGUCCAUCUUCAAACUAACCUUCAGUCCUCUAAUAAGCGAUCCAUUAACAGAUUUAUGCUGGAGAACUGAUCGUAGCUCUGUAUGACUGUUUUCACAUCUUUAUAUUUUUACAGGAAUAUUCAUAAAUCGGUCUUUGAAGGGCAAAAUUAAAACGAUCAAAGUUUAAAUCAGAAAAAUUAUACGUCACAAUUUAAUCCAGACAUCAUGUAGUGGAAACAGUUCUUACAUAUUCGUCCUGCCGAUCGUAGACAAUCAAACGUUCUCAUUUAAAGCAGAUAAAUUAAACACACCAUAUUCCCAAAGUCAUCCCUCAGUGACUCGGUUACUUUGUGUUAAGCGCCUUUAUGUUUUCUGCCAUUAUGUACAUUUUGUUUUAUUCAUAAUUUUUCAGCUACCAUGAUCCCACUUGUAUCACUAAAUGUGAAAAUGAGCAACAACAGGCAGAGUGAAUGUGCAGAGGAGGACACACUUCACAGUCUUUUCACUGAGGAGCUGCGGGACUCCUCCUGAUGAAAGAAUGAUCCUCCAAAUAAAACAUAAAACAAACUUUACAAAAACCACGUCUUAAAGUCCAGACAUGACCUCUUUACUGUCACCUGUUGUGUCCUACGAUGACUCUUUUUUUACUGAAAUACAGAACUAAAAUCACCGCACACACUCCUGUUAAUGCGUGUGCAAACACUGAGAUCUGUUGUGUGACUGAGCAGCUUCACCUGAAUCCAUCCUGACUGUAAUAGUAGUAUUGUAUUUAUUUAUUUAUUUAUCACAGAUUAAAAACAGUGCAAGGAGGGAACGAAGCCUUAUACAAAGUAGGCUUAUACGGAGUUCCACUCCCAUCGGGGCAGCAAAAGCACAAGGUGGAGACGACAAGGUAAUUAGGACAUAGACAGGUUACAAAUAUACAAUUAUAACAAAUAUACAAUUAGGGAAAUGUCAAACAGAUAUAAAUUGCCAUAAAUGGAACACAGAUUAAUCAUCAAACAGUGAUAAAGACAAUGUAAGUAUUCAUAGGAAGGAUAGAAACGUGAUCAUAACAAAUAAUGAUGUGAUUAAAACAGGAUCAGAUGAGAUUUUAAUGAUAUUUAAAGGAGUUGAGGGAUGAUAUUAAUUUUAGAGAUUAUUCCAUAGUUUCAGACCCUAAAAGUGACGUUAGACUGAUGACUAGAAGUUUGACAGGAAGGUAACUGAAGACGGACACUUUGUCUUGAGUCCACUCGCCGUCUGAAGCUCCAGUGUUCUCGUCUUAAUCAGGACCCACUUAAAGUCACUUUGAUUCUAGAUUCACAUAGAAAACCUUCACAGAUGUCUCACUCUGACCUCUCUCCAGUUUACUGCUUUGAACGUGACACCACUCUCAGUUUGAUUGGCUUUAGUGGUCCAGUGAGGCCUUGAGGGUCCAUCUCCAAAGGGAUCUAGGAAACGUAGAGAUGCACUAAAUUAGAUGCUUUUUUUUCAGUCUGUGAAGUUUAAUUAUUAAAAGAAUUCAGCGGACAUGAUGUUCAGAUUUAAAAUAAAAUAACAUGAAUAAAUAAAAACCUCCGUCUCGUCGCAGACUAAGAAGCUGUAGUCCUGUAGAACUUCCACCAGAGCCAGUUUAACCAUCAGCAGAGCAAACCUCAUCCCGAUACAGUUCCUGGGCCCGGCGCCAAACGGCAAGUAAGAGUACGGCUUUAUGUUCGGUUUGUUCUCUUUACUGAAUCUGAAUCAGAAACAACACAGACAUCUUGGAAUGGUUACGUUACAAAUACAUGGAAAAUGUAAAUGAAGGAGGAUCAGUACAACAGGUGUGUAGAUGCUCGCUACCUGUCAGGUCGGAACUCUUCUGGUUCGGGCCAAAACUCUGGGUCACGGUGGAGAGCGUAGACCGGAACCAUAACAACUAAGUCCUUUGGGAUGGUGAUCCCGUUGACCUUCACGGUUUCUUUGGCUACUCGUUCUAAACGUGCGGCUGGAGGGUAGAGCCUUUGGAAAGAAGGUGAAGGUUUUUUUUAAUGAGUUUGGUCAGAGAGACAAACAUUCAAUUUAUACGGCGUACAUCAAAGAAGGGUCUGUUCUUGAAAUAAAUAUAUAAAAACACAAA